UAGAUUAGGGUUCUUUCUCUAACGUAAGCUUCAAGACGUUCCUUCUCUGUUCCGCCGAUCGCGAGCGACAGGUAUGGGAGAAGCUGAUGAGUAUCGCUGUUUCAUUGGUGGACUUGCAUGGGCAACCACUGAUAGAGGUCUAAAGGAUGCAUUUGAUAAAUAUGGUCACCUUCUGGAGGCUAGGGUUGCUGUUGACAAGUUCUCUGGUCGCUCUCGAGGAUUUGGUUUUAUCUCUUUUGAGGAUAAGCAAGCGAUGGAAGAAGCUAUUGAAGAAAUGCAUGGAAAGGAUCUUGAUGGGCGAAGCAUUACUGUUGAGAAAGCUCAGCCUAACCAGGGUGCUGGUAGAGAUCGCGAUGACCGACCUCGUGACCGAGACCAUGGCCGAGAUCGCGACCGUGACUCUAGAGGAGGGGGCAGGGGAUCUGGUGGAGGUGAUUGUUUCAGGUGUGGCAAGCCAGGACACUUUGCUAGGGAAUGUCCUAGUAGUGAAGGGGGUAGAGGAGGUGACAGGUAUGGUAGUAGGGAUGGUGGAAGGGAUGACAGGUAUGGUAGUAGGGAUGGUGGAAGGGAUGACAGGUAUGGCAGUAGGGAUGGUGGAAGGGAUGACAGGUAUGGCAGUAGGGAUGGCGGCGGGAGUCGCUACGGACCAGAUAGGAAUGGGGAUCGAUAUGGUGGGGGAAGAAGCAAGGAUUCUGGUGGAGGCGAUAGAUACAGUAGAGAACGUUCCGGACCAUAUGACCGCCGAAGUGCAGGAGGGUUUCGUGGAUGAAUUGACUGGAGUUUUGAUGGAUAACUGAAGAUGCUGCUGUCUACUAAGUUAACAUGGAUACUUCAAUUUACAGGUUGUGUUCCCUUUUGAUGUCUGGCUAUGAAACAUUGUAGUGGAUCAAUCUUUUGAAAAGUGUGAUCUUGGCACAAUUGGCUACUUGCUACUAUUAUCUGUUCCUAAAAUGUUGGGUUUCUGGUAUUAUGGAUCUUGUACUUGCUUGUUGAUAUGUUGGGUUCUGGAUUUGCAAUUUGAAUGCCAUUAUUGCUGCU
Impatiens glandulifera is the source of this 1038-nucleotide messenger RNA. RefSeq names its product glycine-rich RNA-binding protein RZ1A. The record is from RefSeq and is a predicted model, not a curated record. Lineage: Eukaryota; Viridiplantae; Streptophyta; Magnoliopsida; Ericales; Balsaminaceae. The transcript is spliced from 4 exons. The coding region runs from base 74 to 769 and encodes 231 amino acids. Gene Ontology annotation, molecular function: RNA binding; zinc ion binding.